UCACUUCACUUCACUUCACUUCACUUCACUUCAUCAACAAACAGAUUGGAUGUGAGAGCUUCGAUCCGGACCCUCAGCACUGAAGCUGUGUAACCAAGUCCAGGUCAUUUUUGAUUUAGAUAAAUUGGUUUAUUCAUUUACUUGAUGCCUCUCUCGGGAGCUACUGCUCGAAUGCGCUGCUGGAGCUCAGCUCGUGGAACCGCAGACACGCCAUAAAUUGAACCAAACACGAUCCUUUUUAUCAACAACAACAUCCGCUCCUUGAUCGCAAUGGAACCCUCCAUCUCUUCAGGCGACGCCUCAAGCUCGCGAUCUUCAAGAGCUGUAAACGACCCUGUUCUCCGAAACACGUUGCGCUAUACCAUCUCAGCUCACGAAUAUGCUGCACUCCAUAAAUACAUUCUCUCGCGGAGUCGCGUACUGCGCCGUGCAACACCAACGCCAAACCGUGUUGAAAAGGCGCUGCAACCGCCAAAAGGUGGCGACGAUUAUAAUGCCAGAACGGUGCGACAUGCGCUUAGGGUCUUUGUGAUGACUUUCCUCGGCAUGAAGGGAUGGGAUAUUGUCGCGAAGAGGAUGGGUAAAGAAGAACCCAGUACUGGUGGUAAAAAGAAGCCAUUCUACAAGUCUCCCGCCCUGAGGCUGUCUAUUUCGCUUUCUACUAUUCUUCUCCUUUACAGAAUCCUCUUCCGCUUCUUCACUCGACUGCGUGUGCAUCUUCUCGACCCUCAAGUCGAGCCAUUCCGGGCGCGCAAUCCUCGAACUGCAGCGAUGCUGACAUCUCCUUCUGCGCCCGCCAUCGGUGCCUCAUUCGCUGGCCUGGCUCUUGGCAUUUACCCAGCACAAAAGAUGCGUGUCACUAUCGCCAUUUACACUAUCUUCCGUGCUUUGGAGUUUGCCUACAACUUCUGUGAGGCUGAUGGUCUCAUCUGGGGCCGAAAGAAUGGCGUUAAGAGGGAGAGACCUUGGUGGUUCGGAAGUUGGAUGUUGCAGCCAUUUGCUUUUGGACAGCUUCUUCAUGCUGCUGUUUUCGAUCGCGAUUGCUUCCCCAAACCUUUUGGAGAUUUGAUCUUCAAGAGUUCAUCGGCAUACUUGCACCCGCGCCCGCAAGAUUGGCCGUCAAGCGUUAAGUGGCCUCAGACUUCUGAGAUUGUUGACAGUUUGGCUCAAAUGGCGCGCCUGAGCUGGCCUGCCUAUGUUUCUCCCACUCUCUUCCCCGGCAAGGAGGUUCUUCCCCCUAGCCUCAGUGCAAUUGCGCCACUGACAUCUCGAGCUCAUCCUCUCAUCACAUCUCUCUCAUGCGCCACACUGCACCCAGGAGACCCAUCUUGUGCCCGAACUUAUCUUACUUUCUGGCUUCAGACUUUCCCGCCAUUUGCUCGCUUCUUCGUCGCAGUCUUCUCUGCGCUUACCGUCAUUCCUCGAUUCUCCAGCCUCUACCACAACCCUCUGGCGACCCUUCAGCGCAUCAUCACCAAGGCCCUCCGCAUGUCUACCUUUGCGACAGGUGCGCUUUCCACAGCCUGGGCUUCGAUCUGCUUCUUUCAGCAAUGGCUUCCACGCCACGUUCUUGCUACUCAGCGUGUCUUCCUCGGUGGUUUCUUCGCUGGUCUCUGGGCAUUCGUUGAGCGACGAAAUGGCCGUGGACUGUUCCUGUACAGCGCCCGCGCUAGUGUCGACAGCCUCUGGAAGGUUGGUGUGAAGCGACGUUGGUGGAAGAGCAUGAAGGGCGGUGAUGUCUGGGUCUUCAUGCUGGCACUCAUGGUCACUGGUGUUGUCUACGAGAAGGAUGCUCAAGCAAUCCGCGAGACAAACUGGCGAAAGGGAGUCAGCUGGCUUCAGGGUCAGGGAUGGAGAGAUUGGGGAGCUGAGGAUGACGAGGAUGAGGAGAACAAGGACAAGGAGGAGUGAUGUUUCAUGGAUGAUGAAAGCACAGUAUGGUGUUGGGCGCAAUUGCAGUUGUUUAUUGGCAUAGGAUGGAGGCUUGUUUAUGUUUGCAUUCAUUGAUAGUCUGAUAUCCCACAUAAUGGUAGUAUUUAUCGCAUAAUAAUUUCAUUCAAAAA
Molecule: messenger RNA, 2063 nt
Organism: Fusarium oxysporum Fo47
Lineage: Eukaryota; Fungi; Ascomycota; Sordariomycetes; Hypocreales; Nectriaceae
Exons: 3
Coding region: 271-1911 (546 amino acids)
Source: RefSeq, a predicted model, not a curated record